AUGGACCUUGCUGUAGCCGCCUCCGCCGAGACCAUAGACGAAGUCCAUAACCUGCUCAGCGGCGGUCUACCAACAAUAAUCGCAGGAACAUCUCAUCCAUGCCAGUAG
Parastagonospora nodorum SN15 is the source of this 108-nucleotide messenger RNA. RefSeq lists its product as hypothetical. The transcript is spliced from 2 exons. The record is from RefSeq and is a predicted model, not a curated record. NCBI's taxonomy places the organism in Eukaryota, Fungi, Ascomycota, Dothideomycetes, Pleosporales, Phaeosphaeriaceae. Bases 1 to 108 code for a protein of 35 amino acids.